Messenger RNA from Ostertagia ostertagi, 441 nucleotides. Lineage: Eukaryota; Metazoa; Nematoda; Chromadorea; Rhabditida; Trichostrongylidae. The record is from the annotation of a GenBank genome assembly.
ACAGGUGAUACUUAUCCUGUCGGAUGCGCGCCUUCACAGACGAUUGUUUUCGGGAUCGACAGUUUUGAAGGGAAUCCUGACCUACAAAAUCCAAAAUAUAAUACCGAGCUCGGUAUGUACAGCGCCGGAAUUGGACUCGAAAACUUGAAGAUGUGCUGGAGCCAUGACGAAUACAUGUAUCAGGUUCUGAUCAACCAUGGAUCAACUCUGCCUGAAGAAGCUCUUUAUGCGAUUCGAUUUCACUCGUUCUACCCAUAUCACUCCCACAAUGCCUACCGACAAUUCAUGAACGACAAAGAUCGUCAGUACGAAAGUGCGGUGCUGGAACUCAAUGGCUGUGAUCUGUACUCGAAAAACGACGAGAAGCCGGACAUCGCAGAACUGAAGCCCUACUAUCAAUCUCUCAUCGAUAAAUAUAUUCCUGGACAGGUUAAAUGGUAG